AUGAAGCGAGAUGAUUUGCAAGGAGUUCGAGGACUCGCAAUCGGAGCAGUUGUAGCAUUUCACUUUUUCCCAGAAAGCUUUCCAAAUGGAUAUAUUGGAGUUGACAUAUUUUUUGUGUUGUCCGGCUUCCUUAUGGCAAUGAUAAUUGGCACAAAACCAAUCACUUGCGAUUCAGUGUAUCAAUUUUAUUUUCGUAGGUCAAAACGAAUUUUGCCUCUAUAUUUAUUCAUAGUUUUUGUUGGUGUUAUCCUAGUUUUCGUUCUUUUCCCGAAAACUUUUCUCUCGAUGAACAUGGAUUCCGCGUGGAGCUCGAUAUUUUUGUACCAUAACAUGGCACAGCAUUCGGACAAUAACAUGUAUUUUAAGAUGCUAAAUCAAGCAGAAGACAUCUUCACACACACCUGGUCAUUGUGUGUCGAGAUGCAGUUUUACAUUCUUGCGCCUGCAAUAUUUUUUGUAUUUUCACAAUGCACAACUGGAACAUCCCUUGCUUUGUAUCACAUAAUAUUCAUUUUCACAUCCCUCGGAACCUAUUUAUUUUCCUCCGAUCAAAUUGCGUUUAACAGUGUAUUUUGCCGAGUAUGGCAAUUUUUAAUUGGUUCCGCGGUAUUCUUCUAUUCCCAAAAAAAAUGUGAACAAAGCUGUUCGGUAAAUUCGAUCGAAUAUUCAAAAUUGCCAGAAAACGAGAUGGAAGAACAAAUACCACAAGAAAACAAAAGUUAUCUAAACCGAUAUAGCAUUGUUUUAUUCAUUGCUCUUCUAACUAUUGUGUGCAUGGUAUUUUCACCGUGGCCAUUUCCCGGGGACAUUUUGAGAGUGACGAGUACAAUUGUAACAGGAGUGCUCAUUUUAUCUGGAGCACAAAGUGACAAAAAUCCUUUGAGAACUGGUGCAUUAGUGUACCUUGGAGACGUUUCGUAUAGUUUAUAUCUCAUUCAUUGGCCAGUUUUCGUGUAUGUGAAGCAUUACUACGGAGAACAAUUUUUAGUAUAUUUUCUGGCGAUUAUUUUCUCUACUCUCCUUGCAAUCAUAAUGUCGGAAACCUACGAGAAAUGGUACCUAAGCAUAGGAAAGUUCGAAAUUCUGUCUCUUAUUGGUAUUUUGUACAUGCUGGUUAUUGCGAUUGUUGUCAAUAUCAAGGGAAUUUCUACUUUUGUGGAAAGGGUCAGAUUCGGAGAGGAAGACACAAUGGUGUCCAACUUUACAACCAAUUUUGGCAACAUAACAAUAAAACAAGCUAUUGCGUUAAAUAGAAAAUGGGCUAGAGACGAAUACAAGUACCUUAUCAUACCGAAUUGCUACCCAAAUGUUUCUGAGCAUGGACUAUGUGAAUUUGAGAAAUAUCAACUGACAGGAAAUAUGAGUGUGUUUAUAGUUGGUAACAGUUUAGCAGCGAAUCUAGGCUCACUUGUUUAUUCGACGUUCAAAAACCAUGCCAAGUCAAUGUUCAAGUACAGUAAUUCAUUUUGUGAAGUUUUGACCAUUGCCAAUGAGGAUCUAUGUCGUAAAUCGAUUAAAGCAUACGAGGAUGAAGUUUCAAAAAAACAGCCGGAUGUAUUAUUUAUUAUUGAUAAGCACUCUAAAUUGUUAAGCCCACUGACGAUUCCUAUUGAAAAUGAUCAAAUUUUCAAAGAAGCCUUGGCAACCCUGAAGAAAUAUGAAAAAAUUGUGAAAAAAAAGAUUUAUAUGGUAGUAUCUUAUGUGCCCCCACUGGACUAUAAACUAACGAAACUUGCAAACUAUUUGGAUGAUGGGAAAAAUGUCACCCAAAAUGUUUUUACUACUAAUUUCAUUUAUCUCAAUGGACUGAAAAGACAGGGAGAACUCGUGAAAAGAUGCUCAAAAUGCCAACUCAUUUAUAUUUCGGAUGUCUUAUACAAUGGAAACAAAACAAAAAAUUUUGAUGAUACAACCAAACUUGGGUAUUACUUCGAUGGAUUUCAUAUUACUCCAUUUGCUCGUAACCUCAUUAAACCUGUGUUUCAAAAACUUUCAGAUUCAUUUAUAGAUUGAUAAAAAAUUUGUAUCCUUAGAAGUGGAGUUUUCCGUCUUCAAAUAAAAGUACU
Caenorhabditis elegans is the source of this 2066-nucleotide messenger RNA. It is a transcript of the gene oac-10, whose product is annotated as Acyltransferase. The transcript is spliced from 12 exons. Gene Ontology annotation, molecular function: acyltransferase activity, transferring groups other than amino-acyl groups. The record is from RefSeq and is marked reviewed. Lineage: Eukaryota; Metazoa; Nematoda; Chromadorea; Rhabditida; Rhabditidae. The coding region runs from base 1 to 2013 and encodes 670 amino acids.